AUGACGUCUGUUCUUUUUGCAGCUGUUCGUCAGCCACCAAAAAAUUUUCGCCAAUCCUUUGUCCCCAGCAAUGACUUAAAAAAACUUCCGGAUUUGCCAAUCGAGAAGCGAAAGGCACCCCUGCUUCUCAACUUCAUCCCAACAUACAGAUCAGCUCUCCCCGACAUCCUUAGGAAAAAGAAGAAGAAGGGCUCAUCUUCUCCCUCUGCUACAACUCUUCCAGUUGCUUCAUCAUCACGAACAGACCAAGGAUCAACCUCUGAUCCAGCGGAACAGCCGUCGACCUCGGUUCCAUACCUCGUUCCACCAUCCCAAAGAAAGCGUCGCCGACGUCUUGUUUUUGCAUCCGAGAUGGGUCGCACAAAGCCAAUUACUAAAGACCUCAUAGCCGACAUUCCAUUAUCCAUUGAUAAACAAACAACACAAAUCCAACCUCCAGAAAAACCAAAAAGAAUAAAGAAAGCUCAACCGAAGGCAAAAGUGGCCCAGGUUGAGACUAAGGACACUUUGCCAGCCCCACAACUGGCUCCAAGUCAGAGAACUGCCUCUGUCCCUUUGAAGAGGUCCGCCGAAGUACCUCAUUCUGAAUCUUCUAAAUCAAAAAAGCCGAGGUCAUCUGCAACGACUUCGGGGUCAAAGAAACCAGCUGUCCUCUGGACCCCCGAGAUCACCCUAGAGGAUAAGCCUGUAAUGGCAAGUGACAGUGCCGACGAUAUUAAUGUCGGCGUUGCACUCAGUACCGCCUUACUUCUCCCAGGCGACUUGGAGCGGAACGCCAAGUACAGCGAGUAUGAAAAUUAUGCCUUGAUGUUACAGCACUCUGUUCAGAAGCUGGAGGAUCAAGCCGAAGCUGCAAUUAAAGCCCAGAAUAAUGCCGAAGAGAAAGCUGAGGCUGCUGAAGCUAUCAGAAAGGUGGCUGAAUCUCAAAGGAGAGAAGCCGAGGAAAAGAUGGCUCAAGCUGAGAAAGAGCUUCAGGAGGCUGACGCCAUUCCCUUGCCAUUCCCUCCUGCCCCAACUCCAAGUGAAGAUAUAGGCGAAUCUGAUGCUGAGGAUGAGGCCGAGGAGGAAGAUGACGAUGCUUUGAUCAGAAAAUCCAAAGGCGCUGAUGGGGAUGAUGAAGGUGAUUUGGUUCCCAAAGAAGCUGUUCCUGAGAUUGCACCAGCCGAUAUCCCUUCCGAGGUCAAGACGGUUGAAGAAACUCUUCAGGAAAUUGACGCCGAGAUAGCGGCAGAGAAGGAAGCCGAGGUGGUGUCUGAUCUUCAACCAACUGUUGGGGAGGAGUCUUAA
This is a messenger RNA of Camellia sinensis, 1287 nucleotides long. NCBI's taxonomy places the organism in Eukaryota, Viridiplantae, Streptophyta, Magnoliopsida, Ericales, Theaceae. The record is from RefSeq and is a predicted model, not a curated record.